AGCAGAGACGGCUAAUAACCCCUGCCCAGCUGAAUUAGCCACGUCAUUACGUUGGCAGUUUGUUUCUGAGUGCGGUCCGGAGCCGCCGCGCGGUCGGCUCGUAGACCUCUGUUUACAGAAUCUCGGUUAGUCUGAUUAUCACUAGCGUGAAUUAUACACACUGGGCUGUGUCGGAUGGCUCCGUGGCCAGCCCACCUCAGCUGGGAGAGAGGGAGAGAGGAAGGAGAAAGGAGGGAAUAUGAGAGAGGAAAACGGUAGCGGAUUGAAUGCAUCUCGCGGAGAAUGAAAAUAAGGAGAUGGGGCAGGGUGUCGGGAUUGUGCAAUAGAGGAAAGGCAAGGGAUUGCAGUUGGCUGGGGACAUACACUGGAGCUGGCCUCAAUUUACCCUCAGCCUCCCACCCCACCCCUCUCCACCGCGCCCGUCCCGCGCGCCUGGCGAGCGCGGCCGUCGGCGGCGGCGCUCCUGUUGUUGCGUCGCCAGCGACGCCGCGGCCGUUGCGCCGACGACGCGUCGGCGUUGGCGGCGGCGGCGGUCAGGUGGCGCGCGGCGGCCAGUGGCAGGUGGGCCGUCGGCUCGGUGGUGUCGCCAUGGCCUGUCGGCCACGGCCAUGUACGUGAUCUUCCCAGUGGAGGUCCUACUUGACGUGCCCGCCCAACCACCGUCGGCGCCCGCCGCGCUCCGCUCGCAGUCCGUGCCGCCCGUGCCGCUCGCGCAGUCCGAGCAGUGUGAGCCACCCGUGCAGUCCGUGACGACUGACCAGUCCGUGCCGCCGGAGCGAGUGUCGUCAGAGAGAGCUCCUGUCACUGCUAGUGACCCGCCGCCACCGCCGCCUCCACCGCGCACUCGGGAGCCAGCAGCCAUGGCUGGAGAGAGCGGGGCACUGAGGGACAUCUCACCAGCGGCCGCUGACCUGCUCAGGACCUACAGUGGUGUCAGCUUCAAACUGGUGAAGGCAGUGUCUGAUUUCUCUCAGCAACUUUCGCAAAUUAACGAGCAGCAUGCCGAAAAACUGCAGCUGCUCGUGGAAACGUACCGCAAGCGCAACUCGGAGCUCCGCAACGAACGACCACCGUGCAGCAGCUCACUGUUCCAGACCUGGGAGUCGCUUCUCCAAGAGGUCGAGUCCGACAGUCAGAUGCACGCCGACAUAGCCACUGUCUACGGGCGUCAGGUUUCACGAGCUAUUGUCGAGAAGUCUUUCCAUAGAAAAAUACAGAGCAAGAAAAUAUUCAUGCAUAAGGAAAGCUACGAGGCAAUCCUAUUGAAAACGGACGAAAUGCUUCAGAAGUGUCACCGGGUGUACUCGGACGCCUACCGGUCUCACGUCUCCUCUCCGAGUAACGCCACGCUGGCCGCCUAUUUCGACGCCCACAACGCCUACGUACAGCAGCUGCACGCCGCUAACGCCAUGGUCAGCGAGUUCAACGGCUCCACGCACCCCCAGCUCCUGCAGGAGCUGGAGGAGGUACAGAGUGACGUCACCUCCAUAAUCGCAGACAGCCUCCUGCUGGCCGCCGACCUCGUCACCUGCAAGACGGUGGAGCGCAGCCGGAGGUACGAGUCUCUCUGCACUCUGGCCCGCGGCGUCAGCUCGCGUGCCGACGUCACAGCCCUGUUGCGGCACGCGGAGCUUGUGCCUGCGGCCUCCUCUGUCAACGGCCGGCCAGCCCUCACCCCUUUCGUGCCGCCCAAACCUCCGGCCGACUCGAAACUGGGCGCAGUUCAGGACGGCCCGGCGGCAGUGACCCAGCUUAGAGACGAGCUGGUACUCGACCGUCUGGCCUCGCUGUCGCUGCACAGCCGCUACGGAGCCCUGCAGCGAGAGGCCGUCGAGCUGGACACCAAGAUACGCCAGCUGCAGGACUGCGUCGACAGCUUGGUGCGCCUUCAGCAGAGGAGCUUGGAAUCAAAUCUUUUCAACAAGAGUAACGAGCUUCAGGAAGAAAUCAGCUCCAAAAGGCUUGAUCUACAAGUGGCUCAGAUCCAUUACGCAGCUGUGAAAGCUCAGCGUGACCUGUUUGCAAGCAAGGUCGAGACUGCGGACGGAGGUCGGGAGCGACGGACCAGCAGCAGCGAGCGGGCAGGCAUGAAGACCAAGUGGUUGAAGGCUUUCAAAUCGCUGAAGUCGUCAGGCUUCAAUAAGGACAGUGGACAAGACAGGCGGAAUGGUCGUGAGGGCAGGGAGGGCAGUCGGCCGCCGGACGGCCCCGCGGCCUCCAGUCUUCCUGUCGGCGCUCACUGGUUCCAGGAGUACACCUACAAGAAGAUUACCGCUUGUGACGCGUGCAACCAGAUACUGCGCGGUCACACUCGUCAGGGCCUGAAAUGCCGCCUCUGCAAGAUGAACGUGCACGGCGACUGUCAGACCAACGUGCCGCGCUGCCAGCCCAAGUCGCGGCUGCUGCGACGGCAAAAGUCCACCUCCGAGCUCGAGACGCGCUUCAUCGAGGGCGCAGAAGACCCCAAGCACGACGCGGAUCCCAACUACCUUCCACUGAGCAGGCCAACGGACCCCGCCGGGUUCCGAACCAGCAACCAUGGCUCCGCCAACGACCUCCAGGCGUCAUCCACUUCGUCAUCAUCUCAGCUGUCCCGGCGACAGGGCUCGACGCCCCGGACGCUGAACCCGCCGCCUGCCUCACUGGGCAGGGGCGCCUCCUCCUCUUCAGCCCGCACCUAUCGGAUGUCGGCGAUCGCGCUCAGCCUGGUGGCGCUGGAGCGCGCGCAGCGCCGCUCGCGCGCCGCCAAGCCGGCCUCCAUGUCGCUGGACCAGGUCGAUGACCUGACCCGGGCCAAGCUCGGCAGGCGUCUGGUGGCCUACUCGGAGCCGUGCACCCGAUCCACCAGUCCGGCCAUCGGUCACGCUCCGUCAAGUCCCGUACACAACCGUCGGCUGCUGUCGGCGCGGACAAUGCGAAUGUCCUCACUCGACCUUCCCGAUGAGAAUGAAAAGUCGCAGAGCUCAGCGUCCACCUCGCCCUGCCCGUCACCGCAAAAGCCGCACCGCCUGCUACCCACCAGUCUGUACGUGGUGCUGUAUAACUUCGCCUCGAGACAUCAGGACGAACUGGAUCUCAAAGCUGGCUACAAGCUGACUGUGAUGGAUACCUCUGAUCCGGACUGGUGGAAGGGCAAGUGUCUGGGCAAGGUGGGCUUCUUUCCGUCCAAGUACAUCACGAAGCUGCAGGCGGGGGAGCGGCCGCUCCAGGUCACCCACAAUCUGCAGGUCACCGACGGACAGGACGGCAUGAGGCUGCUGCGAGACCAGAUCGUCAUACAGAUUGGCGAGGAGGUGGACGGGAUGAUAAUGAUUCGCGACGGCGAGAACCGCCAGGGCGCCUGUCCGCUCAAAUAUCUCACCGAGGUGUGACGGUCGCACGGUCCGGCGGCGGCCGGCCGCCAUUUGUACUCUGACAGUGUCCGUGUGUGUUGGGGAAGUUGCGACUUACGGUGGCGAGGCGCCGCGGCCCGGUACGCCGUCGAUGUUUGACGGGGGCGACCCGCUGCCCCGGCGGAGCGCGGACGGCGCACCUUCUCUGACCCACCCCCGCCCCCUCCCCGAGCACCUGUGAUGGCCCGACUGGCUGCCGACAGCCGCUGGGAUACCGACUGCCUGUCAGUCGAACACACACACACAUACAAUAUACACACAUACUCACACCUAUGAUUUGCUCCGGCGCGCCGCGGGGCGGACACUGCUGGCAACAGUGGGUGUAAUCGUCUGUGACGACUCCAGAUCAUACCAGGCCAGGCCGCCACUGGGGCCUGGUGUGGACAAAUCCGUGUCGAGUGCGGCGUGAGACAGUGUUAUAUGUGUUCUGUUGGCUCACAGUCGCUGUUCUCCCUUCUUGGGAGGCGUCUGAAUCUCGCCAUGACUUUGGUUUGGUCGCCGAUACCGGCGAGACGAUCGUCGGAACACGUCUCCCGUGGCAGACGAGGGCGGCGAAGCGGAGACAAAUCUGACGCAUCAGUGUGACGCGAACGGCGAGACUGUGACGUUUGCGGCGCGACUGUGACCAUUGCGGCGUACUGCGCCGGCGUGUUGCCCGGGGACGGUUCCUCUCCGGUUUGUAACGCCGGCUCAACGCUGACUAGGAAAAUACUGGCACUCAUACGUGUUUGCACCAUAACUGAAUCCAACAGAGACAUAAGUUUGCCUUCUAGCCUAUGACAGCGCCUCGUUUUACGUGUGCGUCCGAGUCUCUGCGCUGCACCGUUUCUUUGACCGUAAGCCUGCGUUGAAGAGAGAUGUCCCCAUAUAGCUGCUGUCGCGGCGAGAAUCAUCGUUUGAUCGUCGUAGUCAUUC
Molecule: messenger RNA, 4307 nt
Organism: Amphibalanus amphitrite
Lineage: Eukaryota; Metazoa; Arthropoda; Thecostraca; Balanomorpha; Balanidae
Gene: Stacl
Exons: 20
Coding region: 609-3371 (920 amino acids)
Biological process (GO): positive regulation of voltage-gated calcium channel activity; positive regulation of protein localization to plasma membrane; skeletal muscle contraction
Cellular component (GO): extrinsic component of cytoplasmic side of plasma membrane
Molecular function (GO): protein binding
Source: RefSeq, a predicted model, not a curated record